Malaclemys terrapin pileata is the source of this 4722-nucleotide messenger RNA. RefSeq names its product Cbl proto-oncogene like 1 (gene CBLL1). NCBI's taxonomy places the organism in Eukaryota, Metazoa, Chordata, Testudines, Emydidae. Gene Ontology annotation, molecular function: ubiquitin protein ligase activity. Bases 1293 to 2633 code for a protein of 446 amino acids. Gene Ontology annotation, biological process: regulation of cell adhesion; protein ubiquitination. The record is from RefSeq and is a predicted model, not a curated record. The transcript is spliced from 6 exons.
CUAAGUCUAAGAUUUAAUCACAGGUAUUUUUAGUAAGUCAUGGACAGGUCACGGGCAAUAACCAAAAAGUCAUGGCAAGUGACCUGUCAGUAACUUUUACUAAAAAUACUGCUAACUAACUCUUACCUGCUGGAGUGGAGGGGUGGUGUUACAGCAGGCGCUGCUGCUUCUGGGGGUGGGUGGCGGCCCAGGGCCCUGCUGAUGCCACUUCUCCAGAGGAGGGCGGGUGAUAUGUGGCCCCGCUGCUACUCCCGGGGAAGUGGGGGGCCGGGCAGCCUGCUGCUGUGAGAUGGCCUGUGGCCCCGCCACUCCAGGCCACAGGAUGGCCCGUGGCUCCACCGCCACCCAUCUGGGGCAGUGCCUGGGAUCAGUUGCCUGGGGCUGCCGCAGUAGAGGCUGGUGAGGGUCAGCCACUGCAGCUGCGGAAGUCGUGGUGGUCCUGGAAAGUCACGGAAUCUGUGACCUCCAUGAAAGAUUCGCAGCAUUGUUCAUCAUGUACCGAAACAAGUGACUAAAUAAGAAGCUACAAUUCUGUUUGCUAACUGACGAUUAAUUAAAAUGUGUUGGAACACAACUGAACAUUUAAAUUUAUAAAAACUCAUAAGCAUAAGAUUCCUCUUAUGUGAAUUUGAGUGGGCUCUGGUAGUUUUUAUUUGGGUCAGAACUGUGACAAGAGACUCAGACAUUCAUAGAGAAGUGUUAAUUUGUGGUGUGACUCCAUUGACUUCUGAAGUCAGUGGAAUUACACCAGACGAAUGUGGUCCAUAGAAUUUGAGAGAGAGAGAGAAAAGAUGUAUUAGAUCAGUCAGUCUACUUCAGGGGUAGGCAACCUAUGGCACACGUGCCAAAGGCGGCACGUGAGCUGAUUUUCAGUGGCACUCACACUGCGCGGGUCUUGGCCACCAGUCCGGGGGUGGGGGUGGGGGGCGGCUCUGCAUUUUAAUUUAAUUUCAAAUGAAGCUGCUUAAACAUUUUAAAAACCUUAUUUACUUUACAUACAACAGUAGUUUAGUUAUAUAUUAUAGACUUAUAGAAAGAGACCUACAAAUGUUAAAAUGUAUUACUGGCACGUGAAACCUUAAAUUAGAGUGAAUAAAUGAAGACUUGGCACACCACUUCUGAAAGGUUGCCGGCCCCUGGUCUACUUCCUGGAAGUCGCUACAGACAAUGAUUUGCAAGGCACUAAUAGUUCUGGAUCGUUGGGUGGUCUUGAUGUUCGCAGACGAAUCCCUAUAAAGCUCAUCUCCAAACAGCCUAACAAAACCAAACCUGCACCACGCGCUCCAAGAAUUAUGAACAGGAUGCCUUCAAAGGCACAGGCUGGUGAUGAAGAAGAAUUUGAUUAUAAUGAAGAGGAGCGGUAUGAGUGCAAAGGAGCUGACAUGUUUGGGAAUCCAAGAAGAUUCCCUGGACACAUAUUUUGGGACUUUAAGAUAAACUUCCUCGGAGAAAAGGAUGAUACCCCAGUCCAUUUCUGUGACAAGUGUGGAUUGCCUAUCAAAUUGUAUGGGCGCAUGAUACCUUGCAAGCAUGUUUUCUGCUAUGACUGUGCUAUAUUACAUGAGAAGAAGGGUGACAAGAUGUGCCCAGGCUGUAAUGAUCCCGUGCAGCGAAUUGAGCAAUGUGUGCGAGGGUCUCUCUUCAUGUGUAGCAUUGUUCAAGGGUGCAAGAGAACAUAUUUGUCUCAGAGAGACUUACAGGCUCACAUCAACCAUCGUCAUAUGAGAGCUGGAAAACCUGUUACCCGUCCUCCACUUGAACCUGUUCAUCCUCCUAUUGCCCCACCUCCUGCUGAAAUUCCUGAGCGUUUCAUAAUGCCACCUGAUAAGCAUCAUAUGAGCCAUAUUCCACCAAAGCAGCACCUCAUGAUGCCACCACCUCCUUUACAGCAUGUGCAACACGAGCAUUAUAACCAACCACACGAGGACAUUCGUGCACCCCCAGCAGAGAUGUCAAUGGCUCCACCACCACCACGCUCGGUCAGUCAGGAUACGUUUCGUAUUUCCACGAGAAAGCACAGCAAUUUAAUAACUGUCCCUAUUCAGGAUGAUUCAAAUUCAGGUGCUCGAGAACCACCUCCACCAGCCCCAGCACCUGCUCAUCAUCAUCCUGAAUAUCAGGGUCAACCAGUGGUAUCCCAUCCUCAUCAUAUUAUGCCUCCACAGCAACAUUAUGCACCACCCCCGCCACCACCACCACCAAUAAGCCAUCCAAUGCAACAUCCUCCCCAGGGAGCAGGUACUCCUCAUAUGGUUUAUAGCCAAGCUCCACCACCACCGAUGACCUCUGCUCCACCACCAAUAACCCCUCCCCCUGGACACAUAAUUGCCCAAAUGCCACCAUAUAUGAAUCACCCUCCUCCAGGACCUCCCCCUCCUCAACAUGGUGGCCCACCAGUAAAUGUAAAUGCACCCCCUCCCCAUCACUAUAAUCCUAACUCUUUGCCGCAGUUCAGUGAAGAUCAAGGAACUCUCAGCCCUCCUUUUACACAGCCUGGGGGAAUGAGUCCAGGGAUGUGGCCAGCUCCAAGAGGGCCUCCUCCACCCCCAAGAAUGCAAGGCCCACCUUCUCAAGCCCCACUUCCUGGACCACAUCACCCAGAUCAAACCAGAUAUAGACCAUACUACCAAUGAUAUUAACAGUAAUUUGAACUGAGUAUGCUAUGGGAAGGAUAAACUAUAUACAGCAGCCUUUUAAUGAAUCUGUUUUUGGGGUCUCUUUUUUUUCCUUUUUUUUUCCCCUCCCCCUUUCAAAGAAAUACAAUGGUUGUGACUAACACACUCUGGGAACUUGACUCUUGAUUAAUUUUUAUACCUUGACCAUAGGACUCCACCUUCAGAUAUACUGUAGUGCUAAGAUAAGUGGCUCAGUAGAUAACAGCUACAUGUGUUUUUUUUUUUUUUUUUUUUUUUUUAACAGACUUUGUGUCCCUAGUGAGGUUAAAUCUCUGAGAGAUGGUCAUUUGUAAUAUUAUUUUCUGAAAAAUUGAACACCCGUUGUACCACUCUAUUGUUUUUGUUAAAUCCGAUGUUUAGUUUUAUUUGUGAUACUUUUUUGUUAACCUGUGUACAAUAAUUAAAUUUAAAUAUGGUUGUAAAAAUGCUGGGUUUUUAUGUGACUUUGAGUACAGACACAAUUUCUGAAAAAACAUUUCAUGUUUUGACACCAAUACUUUCCCAUCUGGCAUCAUAAUAAAAUGUUCGGUGUAAGAGACAUUCAAGUUUACCUUAGCAGUAACAAUUGUUUGUAGUAAAGUCUGAUGAUCCAAGUUUAAGGAGCUGUAAAUCUGAAGUGCAGAAUCUUGAAUUUCAUACAGAUUUUUAAAUUUUGAGGCAACUUUGGGAGCACAGAGCGAAUGGUACAUGAAAGACACAGUUUUGGUGAUGACAUGAAACCAUGUGGUCUUAACAUUUUAAAAUCUUAGCUCACUUCUUGUUUGGAAAAUUCUGGUUAACUUGAGAUCUCAUACACUCUCUACUGGUGUUGAAUUCAUGUCUUGUGCAUUUACUAUAAAUGGAUGGUUUCACAUAAAAGGUGCCAUUUACUGACUCACCACAUUCAUGCUAUAAAGGGAUAUGAUUUUUUUUGGGACUUGGUUUUUUCUUUUUCUAUAUAAAGGGUAAUGUAGAGUAGGAAAGUAUUCCACUUUGAUAACCUGGAGUUAGGGAUCUGACAUCUCUUAUGUAGAUUAAAAAUACAUAUGUAUAAAUCAUGUCAAAUUUUGUUGCCAGAUUUGAUUAAGUGGCUAAUGGUUUACAGGAUUUAAUAAUAUGUUUUUAACCAUGGUCUUAAAUAGAUUUGACACACUGUCAGGUCCCUUUAGGCCCAAAAUUUAGGUUUUGUAAAACCUUUUUUUUUUUUUUUUUAUCCAUUGAAAACAGAUGUAAGAAAUAAAUGUCCUAUUUAACACUAGUUGUGUUAGUGCAGGAGAGCCAGAGAAUGAAACUGUUUACACAGCUCUCAUUGUCCAAGCGGAGUGCCUACUUUUUACAUUGCAGUCGCAUUAGUGUUGAAAAAUAAAUGUUAAUUUUUAAAAGUUUUUUUUUUUUAAAGGGGGUUUAGAGGUAACUAAAUUUAUUUUUGACCUAGGUGUCUGGUCUCUCCUACCUCUAAAACAAUGUAGGAAACCAUCUGUUUACUGGAAUUUUCUCAAAGGCUUAAUUUACUUCCGUAAGUUUUGUUUUUGCCUUUCACCUAAUAGGAGUUGUUAGCAUUGAGCCUGUCAGAGCACCUGAUGGCAGAACAAUCCAAACUUUAUAAUUUUGCAUAUAAAAUGAGUGGCUGGCAGUUAGGGCAAGGACUCUGUUAGGCUUGUGUUCUGUUCCUGAAUCUGCCAUUGAUUUGCUGGGUGAUGUCGGGCAAAUCACUUAGGACCUGAGUUUUGAAUGUAGGUGCAUGCAAACUCCAUAAAUGGGUGUGAAAAUCAAAUACUUAUUUUGCACAAAUCGCUAUUGUGUCUAAUUGUCCAGUUGCCUAUGCAGUUGUAAUGUGACUAACUUCAAAAAAAUCAGGCUUCUUUGCCUCUAUUUCCCUAUCUGCAAAAUAGGAAUAAUACCCACCAUUGUUAAAUACUUUGACAUCCUAGGAAGAAAGAUGCAAGUUAUUAUAAUAUAGGGUUAGUUGAAACUUUACCAUUUGAGUGUGAGGGGAGGGAGGGAAGAAUGACUCAAUAAGGAGUGUUUUGUUUCGUGGUUAAUAAAUAUGUAAGGUAAUUUAAAGGUA